AUGUCACAACAAGUUGGUAACAGUAUCAGAAGAAAGCUGGUAAUCGUUGGUGAUGGUGCUUGUGGUAAAACGUGUUUAUUAAUUGUCUUCUCCAAAGGCCAAUUUCCAGAAGUCUACGUACCAACUGUCUUUGAAAAUUAUGUAGCAGAUGUUGAAGUUGACGGGCGUCGUGUAGAACUGGCACUAUGGGAUACUGCUGGCCAAGAAGAUUAUGAUAGACUGAGACCAUUAUCAUACCCAGACUCUAAUGUCGUAUUAAUUUGUUUCUCUAUCGAUCUUCCAGAUUCUUUAGAGAAUGUACAAGAAAAAUGGAUUGCCGAAGUACUACAUUUCUGUCAAGGUGUGCCAAUUAUUCUUGUUGGUUGUAAAGUGGAUUUGAGAAAUGACCCACAAACCAUUGAACAACUAAGACAAGAAGGUCAGCAACCCGUUACAUCACAAGAGGGCCAAUCUGUAGCAGACCAGAUCGGUGCAACCGGAUACUACGAAUGUUCAGCCAAGACCGGUUAUGGUGUCAGAGAAGUGUUUGAGGCCGCCACUAGAGCUUCAUUGAUGGGUAAAUCUAAAACAAACGGUAAAGCUAAGAAGAAUACUACCGAAAAGAAGAAGAAGAAGUGUGUCUUGUUAUAA
This is a messenger RNA of Saccharomyces paradoxus, 630 nucleotides long. It is a transcript of the gene RHO1, whose product is annotated as Rho family GTPase RHO1. Bases 1 to 630 code for a protein of 209 amino acids. The record is from RefSeq and is a predicted model, not a curated record. Lineage: Eukaryota; Fungi; Ascomycota; Saccharomycetes; Saccharomycetales; Saccharomycetaceae. The transcript has a single exon. Gene Ontology annotation, biological process: small GTPase-mediated signal transduction. Gene Ontology annotation, molecular function: GTPase activity; GTP binding.